AACGGAGAUGACGCCGAUGUGAUCAGUGACGACACGCACUUUGACUACCCCACCAUUCAAAGACAAUUCCCCCGCUGAUUUCUUUGGUCCCCCUCCUUACACACCACAAUUUCUCUCACACACACCAAAAAUGUCUCUUGGAAGAACAGUCAAGUUGAACACCGGAAACACCAUCCCUCAAUUAGGGUUUGGUACCUGGCAAGCUGAGCCAGGCCAGGUUGAGGUUGCCGUCUUCGAGGCGCUCAAGGCAGGCUACCGCCACAUCGAUCUCGCCAAGGUCUAUGGCAACCAGAAGGAGAUUGCGAAAGCCUUCAAGAAGGCCUUUGGUGGCGAGGUUUCUGGUCUGAAGCGCGAGGACGUCUUCAUUACAUCCAAGCUCUGGAACUCGCAACAUCGCCCGCAGGAUGUACCAGCAGCUCUUGACGACUGCUUGGCUGAGCUCGGCCUCGACUAUCUAGAUCUGUACCUCGUGCACUUCCCGGUCGCCUUUGAUGAGCGCAGCGACCCAAACAACAGCCUGUUCCCCAUGCAGGACAAGUCCGAUCAGCCUGACGGUGAUGUCAAGAUUCUCGACGAUGUUUCCAUUGUCGAUACGUGGAAAGCCAUGACACAGCUGCCCAAGGAGAAGGCACGUGCUGUCGGCGUCUCCAACCACACCAAGGAGCACCUGCAGGCUCUCAUCGACGGCACUGGCGUCACCCCAGCUGCCAACCAGAUCGAGCGCCACCCGCGACUACUCCAGCCAGAGCUCAUUCAGUUCUGCAAGGAGAAGAACAUCCAUGUCACUGAAUACUCGGCGUUCGGCAACAACAUGUUCGGCGUUCCCCUACUGGUUCAGCACGACACCGUAAAGGAGGUCGCCAGCCGUGUUGGCGCUACCCCCGCCCAGGUCAUCCUCGCCUGGGCCCAGGUUGGCGGCCACAGUGUGAUUCCCAAGUCCGUUACCACAUCUCGCAUCCAGGAGAACUUCAAGGAGAUUGAGCUAUCCAAGGAGGACUUUGAGAAGAUUGAGAGCAUUGGCAAGAAAGAGCCACGCCGAUUCAACAUCCCAUACGUUGCCAACAAGCCGCGAUGGCCGGUCAAUAUCUUUGGAGAGCCGGAGGAGAAAGAUGCUCCCCAUAAGGUAGUUGUCUAAGGGUUACUCGUCUUCCAAUAAAAGCAAAUAAGUAGAUCACACAAACAAUAAAAGUCGCCUCUAUCUAUAACCUGC
Messenger RNA from Dothidotthia symphoricarpi CBS 119687, 1210 nucleotides. RefSeq names its product aldehyde reductase-like protein. Gene Ontology annotation, molecular function: aldose reductase (NADPH) activity. The record is from RefSeq and is a predicted model, not a curated record. Gene Ontology annotation, cellular component: cytosol. Bases 131 to 1135 code for a protein of 334 amino acids. Lineage: Eukaryota; Fungi; Ascomycota; Dothideomycetes; Pleosporales; Dothidotthiaceae. The transcript has 3 exons.